AUGGCGAACAAAAGCUUCCCUUAUGAGAUCAAACAAAUGAAUGUGUCGCAAGACGAAAUUGGGCAAAAGUAUCCCGGGCUUGUAAGCGUGGGACCCAAGGGCUUCGUUUUUCCAGAGAACUACAGGAAUUAUGCAGAGAAAUAUUACAACCUGGAAGUAAGGCCUAGUGACGUUUUUGUCUUUAGUUUCCCAAGAUCAGGAACUACGUGGACCCAAGAGUUAGUCUGGUUGGUGGUGAAUGAUUUGGAUUAUAAGACUGCAAACAAAAUAGCGCUGACAGAUAGAUAUCAGUUCUUAGAAUACAUACACAGCUAUACUGAUGAAAGAAAACGGAGUCUCUACGAACAGCACAAAAAUGAUGAGGAGAAGUUAAAAUUAGUCGACGUAGCUCUUCAAUCAGCCGUGGACGUACUACCAACGCUACCAUCACCUCGUUUCAUCAAGAGUCACUUACCAUUGUCAUUGUUACCACCAAAUUCGCUUGAUGCAAAAUUGGUGUACGUAGCGAGAGAUCCGAGGGACUGUAUCGUCUCUUACUAUCAUUUCACGAACUCCUUAAAGUUGGUUGAACCUCAGAAAGACUUCAAAGUCUUUUGGAAUGCUAUCGUUAAAAAUUUACAACCUUGGACGCCAUUUUUCGAGAAUGUAAAGGAGGCUUGGGAACAGCGGCACCAUCCUAACUUAUUAUUUAUAUUCUAUGAGGACUUGCGGAAGGAUCUCCUCUCAUCCGUCCGAAGGGUUUGUGACUUCUUCGGCAAGAAAUACAGUGAUGAGCAAUUGGAGAAACUCUGCGACCACCUAAGAUUUGAAAACUUCAGGAAGAACACCUCCGUUGACUUAAAUAUUAUGAAGGAGCUAGGUCUGAUGAGCACCGACAAGGAUUUUGUUAGAAAAGGUAUGUCUGGUGGAUGGAGGGACUAUUUCGACGAGGAGAUGACAGCAGUAACGGAUAAAUGGAUAGCAGACAACCUUCGCGAUACCGACCUACGAUUCCCAAGCAUGCAAUAA
Molecule: messenger RNA, 1008 nt
Organism: Leptosia nina
Lineage: Eukaryota; Metazoa; Arthropoda; Insecta; Lepidoptera; Pieridae
Source: the annotation of a GenBank genome assembly